Girardinichthys multiradiatus is the source of this 3527-nucleotide messenger RNA. RefSeq names its product sphingomyelin phosphodiesterase acid like 3A (gene smpdl3a). The transcript has 8 exons. Gene Ontology annotation, biological process: sphingomyelin catabolic process. The record is from RefSeq and is a predicted model, not a curated record. The coding region runs from base 154 to 1479 and encodes 441 amino acids. Gene Ontology annotation, molecular function: sphingomyelin phosphodiesterase activity. Lineage: Eukaryota; Metazoa; Chordata; Actinopteri; Cyprinodontiformes; Goodeidae.
UAUCUAUUUUACUCCUCCCCCUUCAGCUCCAAAACAGUCAGCUGAUGCAGUACUUCCUGUUUACUUCUGAGAAGUGAUCGGCUCCUUUAGUUCAGCUACUUUACUCCAUAUAAAACCAAUGUAGGGCUUUGUUUUGAUCAUUUUUCUCUCCUCAUGGCUCAGAUUGUGCGUUUCUUUCUGCUCCUGCUGUGCGCCGCGGCUCUGGUCUCUGCAGCUCCGACGGGAAGCAGCUACCUGCCGGGAACAGGCAGGUUCUGGCACAUCACCGACCUCCACCUGGACCCCACCUACCACCUGACCCAGGACCCCACCAAGGUUUGUUUCUCCUCUAAAGGGGCCCCCGCCACCCAUGCAGGCCUGUAUGGAGACUUCCUGUGCGACUCCCCCUACAGCCUGAUCCAGUCAGCCUUUGCCAACAUGGCACCACUCACACAGCCGCAGGACUUCAUCAUAUGGACCGGGGACAGUCCACCACAUGUCCCUCCAAAUGAACUUUCAACAGACUUGGUGAUCCAGGUGAUCAGUAACAUGACACAGACCAUCACACAGCAUUUCCCCAACCUGACUGUCUACCCUGCACUGGGAAACCACGACUACUGGCCACAGGACCAGAUGCCAGACUCUACUAACGCCAUCUACAAAGCAGCUGCUGCACUCUGGAAACCCUGGUUGGAUACUGAAGCUCUCACCACUCUCUCACAAGGUGGUUUCUACUCACAGCUGGUAAAACCUGGUCUGCGGUUGGUGAGUCUCAACACCAUCCUUUAUUAUGGUCCUGAUAAAGUUACAAGCAACAUGACAGACCCAGCUGGACAGUUUGAGUGGCUGGAGAGGACUCUGGAGAAAGCUGCUCAGAGCCAAGAAAAGGUGUACAUCAUAGCCCACGUCCCGGUGGGUUAUCUGCCCUUUGUCAGAAACACCACCGCAAUCAGAGAUCGCCACAACGAGAGGCUGGUGGCCAUCUUCAGGAAGUACAGCCAUGUUGUUACAGGACAGUUCUAUGGUCACACCCACAGAGACAGCAUCAUGGUGCUGCUAGAUGAACAAGGUAAUCCUGUGAAUUCGCUGUUUGUGUCGCCGGCUGUUACACCAAUCAAAAGUAUUUUUGAGCAGUUUUCCAACAACCCAAGUUUCCGCAUGUAUCUGUACAACAAUAAGAACUACAUUGUCAAGGAUAUUUGGCAGUACUAUUUGAAUCUGACGGAAGCCAACGAGAAACAAAGGUCCGACUGGAGGCUGGAAUAUAUCAUGACUGAGGCUUUUGGACUGACGGACCUGCAGCCAAAAAGUCUUCUUCAGCUGGGCCUCAGCUUCAUGCUGCCACACACCAAAUCUUUUGACAAGUACUUCAGCCACUUUAUGGUCAGCUACGACAACCGCCUCAUCUGUGAUGGAAGCUGCAAGGUCAACCAGGUGUGCGCUGUUCUCCACCUGGAUGAACAGUCAUACUCAAAAUGUGCGGCGAGUUCACACUGGUAGCAAGAUUUAUUCUCAGGAAACUUUAAAGUCUUUCAUAUUUUUUGUAUAUGCUGGCAUCAAAUAAAAAAGCGAAACGUUAAGCUCUGCUUUCACUGAACCCAAUAAUCAACUAAUAAUUGGUCCUGAAAGCAAUACCUUUACUGUACAAAAACUAAGAUAAACAUUACGUUUCUGUCCAAACUGUUUUUUAGUUCUAUGUCACUUUACUUGAUGGUAGAGACAGAGGAGAAUCAUAUUUUUCUUGCUAUAAAGUAAAAUAACUACACUGAUGAUGGAUGAAAAAGAGGGUUUGGAUGGUUACAUCUGCUGCUUGAAUAUUGUUUUCCACUGUUGAUGCGAAGGGUUCAUAAAUAAAUGCUGUGUUUAUGUUUCAGAAUAUGUUUGGUUAAAACUGAUUUUGUACUGUUGAGCAGCAAAGUUGCACUGUCUGAUUGUUGCGACCCAGCUCAGCCAUGAGAAAAAGGGAACAUUAAAGUAGGUGAAACAGGUUUUUGACCAAAACUAAAUGAUUUGUUUAGUCUUUGGGAUUUUGCAAAAGAAAAAAGGAGGGCACCUUGAACAUUACAGAAAGCAACAAGGUUUUUACAAGUCAAAGUCAACAAACCACGUUCACAUAUCAAAUGGGAACAAAACUAGUUUGAAUUAAACAUUCUUAACAAAAAGUCGACAAGCCAAGUUCAGAUAUUUCAAAAAAAGGACAACAAAACUAGUUUGGGUUAGCAAACAUUUUGCCCAACAGUUAACAAGUCAAGUGCAGACAUUUGAAAGGGCAGAAACGAGCCGCAUCCAUUAACUGAACAAGAGCUCAUAUAGGAGGGUCAUCUCUGUGAUUGGACGAGCCAGAAAUGAACAGUCCAACUGGGUUUCAACGGUAUGUCCAUUUGGAGGAGGCAACCAGUGAUGGGAAAAUCCACAGCUGAUGCAACCAAAAUGGCCUCUGGCCAUAACACUGAUGUAAUUAUUGUAAUGAAAUUUGAUAAUAAAUGAAUGUAUAUUUGUACAGCAGAAGUUACCACAAUUCCUGUGGCUAUAUGCAUUUAUUAAUUCCAAAACACUGUAAUAUAUUCAAUAAUACCAAAAAAUAUCAUGUUACAUAUGUCAGGCCAUAUUGCUUAAAGCUUCUUAAAUAUAUUAACUGAGUUUUAUUGAUUUUAAAAUGUGUCCAAGUGCAGUUAUAAUCCCAACAUUGCAAACUGAUGCUGUUUAUUGCAGGGUUCCUAUACGUUUCCAUGGAAACAUAGUAUCUAGUAUCCCCAAAUAUACAAAUAUAAAUGAAUGUAUUGAAUAAAUCAAAAUACACAGACACAUAAUUACAGUUUAAUUAAACAUAUUACAAAAACAUCUUCAUCAAGUGUAUAGGACUAGGAAAAAUGGUUAAAAUGGUACAUGUAUAAGAACUGUGUGCAAGAAAAAUGGCUGAAGUUUGUGUUUCUCUGGAGAAAUACUUCACUACACACUUCCAGUUGGUCAAAGGGUGUUUUCCAUAGAAUAGUUUUUAAAAUAACCUCUGUUUUUUCUUAAAGUCUGUAAAGAAAAUGUUUGAAUAAUCUCAUUUUAUAUGUUUUAGUUUUUUUGUCCCUUCUUGCAGAAAAUGUUUGCACUAUUUCAUUUCCAUUAGAUAUGCAUAAUUUGUUUGUGUAGCAUCAGGAUUUAGUUUGUGGAGAAUGGCGCCUGUCUGUAGAUGCAGAUAGGAAGUUCAGCAUCCAGAGUGUGAAACCAGGAUGUAAACUUAGUUCAUUAGUUAUCAUUUAAUAGGUAAUAUCAAGAACAGAUCAUGUUGUUAUUUGAUAAAAUGUAGUUAAUCUGUUGUACAGAUGGAAUCUCUUGUUACGGUGAAAACUUUAUUGUCUACAGCAGAGAUAAAACAUGGAUGAAGUCACUGAAACACAUCCUGGCUUUAAUAUAGACAAUAAUGUUUUUGAAUUUCAUUGCUGGUUCAUAAGAAACAAACAAUAUAAAAUAUAUUAUCUCAGAUGUCUCACAAUGUUGGUUUAGCUUUUUUUUUUGUUUAUUCCUUCACUGAAUAAAGAGCUUCAGUGAAACACUUU